Messenger RNA from Pseudogymnoascus verrucosus, 2915 nucleotides. RefSeq lists its product as uncharacterized. The record is from RefSeq and is a predicted model, not a curated record. The transcript is spliced from 6 exons. NCBI's taxonomy places the organism in Eukaryota, Fungi, Ascomycota, Leotiomycetes, Thelebolales, Thelebolaceae. Bases 611 to 2272 code for a protein of 553 amino acids.
CAGGUUUUUUAUAUAUAGGUCCUCCUCCUUCCUCGUUGGGGAGGAUGAAUGAAUGUGAGAAACAGGCAACGAAGAUUUCUCGGUUUAUACUUUACUAUAUUAUACAACGGUGGCUUUACUCUUUUAUUGUUCGACAACAGACAGGCAUCUAUAAUUACGGAAGAUACGUUUAUAAGGCAGACACGACAGAUAUAUACGAAAACACACAAAGAUCAGUGCAAGGGUUCUUCGAGCGAAAUACAAUCAUCCUCGCUACUUCGCUCAUCACUGCUAUUCGCAGCCUUGCUUUUGCAAAUUCGCUCCCAUCAAACCACCGACUUCAUCCAGCCUCGUGCUCAACUCUAAAAGACGACGGGAGACCGGUUGAGAUUCCUCAUCACCUCGCUAUACUUGCACAGCUCGAGCUCCGCCUUACCAGUGCAUGAUUCGCUGCCUUCCAACCUGCACCACACACUCUCCGCCUUAUCUGCACACUGCGUGCAGGCACCCCGCCGAGAACAGCAACCACCAGGUCAGCUAUUAGGCACGGCGAGCCCCAGCGACCCCGCAUCCUUCUCUCUCCUUCGCAUCGUCUCUCAGCCCGCGCUGCUGACUUUGAGACGACGACGAAAUGGUCACCGUUCCAAGCUUCGAUCGUGUGAACUGGUCGAGUGAGACCGAGCGGAAACCCGAAAUCCAGUCCAGCACAAUGGGCAAUUACUUUGAAGAAACGCGCACUGUGGCCGAGCAGCCACCGAGGAAUAUGCCCAUCAAUACCGCACUGAAUGAGUACUGCGGUAUCGAAUCCACCGCCUAUGCCCUCGCUGUGAUCCGUCCAGACGGAUCAAUCGCUACUUUCAUGUCCGACGAGGUGAAGACGGAUCCCAAAUACCUCUUCACACCUGCCUUCAAAAACGAGUUCCUCGUUGCUUCAGGCCACGCGCCAUUGUAUCCAGAGAUCGGAGAUUCCAUUUUCAAGCGUGAAUGUGAUGCACAGAUGGCAUGCGUAGAAGUCGAUUACCGCACCGCCCGCUACAACGUCAGAGAAUUUGGUGGCUCCUCGUACCGCAAGCGCACCCCUCCCCGCUCCCACAACGCCUACGAUGAUGAUUCAUCCGACUCCUCCAUGAGCCCCGGGUCUCGCAAGCGCCUCCGUGCUACUGGUACUCGCUCCCGCGACCGCGCCAUCCCUACCCUUCCCACCCGCACAAUCUCCAUCGGCGACGACGCCGCCCGCGAUGAUGUCUACCGCCAGUGCCUCAAGGAUAUGCAGCAGAAUGGGUGCAAGGUCCUGGGCAAGGCAUGGGUCAAGCUCCUAGAGCCAAAGAAGCAGUCUACGUACCCAUACACGAAGGGUGCAUCGAAGAGGCCUCCGUGGUGGCCCGCAAUGACGGGACCAAACAAGAUUAGGCAUAAGGAGCCAGAUCACUUGCACAAGCGCGAGCGAAUCAUCCUUCUCAUGCACAUCCUCGGCCUCGUCGUAAACCAAGAUUCCAAGAGCCAGGCCCGCCUACGCGGCGUCACCGUCGCAAAGCUUGAAGAAGUCACCCGCGAAGCCAUGGCCACCUGGUUCGCCGACCGCGAGAAGCCCAAGAACGCCGAGAAGCGCGGCUUCCUCACCCAGCUUUUCCGCGUCCUCUACAAUGAAGAACGCUACCGCCGCGGCGAGCUCGAUGGCUCCGCAACAGUCUCCGUCAACGAUGGCGCCGGAACCACAGACGACGACGAUGAUGACGAGGACUCUGACCCAUCCCCACAGCACCGCGAAGCCCACACCAUCUCACCAUUCCUCCCCACCCCAUCGUCCUCGCUCUCCCCAUCGCACCCAAUCUCCUCUACCGCUGCAGCGGAAAUGCAAGACUACUACCCACCCCGCCUCCCCCUCCGCUCCACCUACAUUCCCACCACCCCCGACACCACCACCGGUGACGACUACGCAGACGCCCCUUACCCAAUCCACCACCACAACGGCCUCACCCACAACCCACACCCGCAACAACCACCGUCCUACCCAACCCGCGCCUGGCCCGCACAGGAAAUCAACAUCUACACAGGCGGCUCUCCAUGGCCCACUCCCCCAGCCGCGGCAUCGGGACCAAUGCAGCACUACCCCUUCGGGAUGUCCACCUCCUCGCCACCUCAGCAGGGGUCGUUUGGUAUGCCUACCGCUACCUCAUCGCCGCCCCAACAACAGGGACAAGGCGCGGUAUUCCUGCCUCCACCAAUGGCACCGGCAUACGAGGAUGUGAAUGGUGCGAGGGGUAGCUUCGAUGGGGGAUGGGAAGUCAUCUGAUUGAUUAAAGCCAUUUGAUUAACAGGCGUUUGCGCUUGCUUUGGUUUGCUAUGGUUUUUUUUUGGACCUGGUUUGCCGGCUUGGAGUGGGUGGUGGUUUGCUUGUGGGGCGGGAUGAUACCAUGUGCUUGCUAUGCUAUGCUCCUUUCGUUGCUUCAUUUGUUUGUUGGCUUUCCUUUUGAUUGCUUCAUGCAAUGGGAUGGAGAUGGGAUGGCCUUAUACUUCCUCCGCCGGGCUUCAACACGACAAUCUUGAUUUGAGAGGAGUGCGAUUUGGCAGUUCGAUUGGGUUCUCUCUUUCGUUUUUUAUUUGUUUUACUUUUGUUUUUGCUUGCUUGUUCUUUCAUUUGUUCUUGGGCGGCUGUCUGAAUUAUUUUUAUGCGCUUGGAAUGGGGGGUGUUGGGGUGGGGUAUAAUGAUGAUGACUGGAUGGGACUGAUGGUGGGCACGACGAUGGGAUGGAUAGAUGAUGGAGAUCAAGACGAUGGGGGACGAGGAUGAGGAUGAGGAUAGGAAUUCAACACGAUAUCGAUGAAUGAGGAAGAUGAAUCCGCUGGAAGAAGCGAGAGGAGAAGGGAGUGAGUGGCAGGAGACGGCGAUGGAAUAUAAUAUAUACCUUACCUACCACCAAAACAACAAAACAAGA